This is a messenger RNA of Gastrolobium bilobum, 3129 nucleotides long. Its product is annotated as protein DWD HYPERSENSITIVE TO UV-B 1. Gene Ontology annotation, cellular component: Cul4-RING E3 ubiquitin ligase complex. The coding region runs from base 531 to 2768 and encodes 745 amino acids. The record is from RefSeq and is a predicted model, not a curated record. The transcript has 11 exons. Lineage: Eukaryota; Viridiplantae; Streptophyta; Magnoliopsida; Fabales; Fabaceae. Gene Ontology annotation, biological process: cellular response to UV-B. Gene Ontology annotation, molecular function: protein binding.
GGUUGUUCAUUCACGUUUUCCGCUUUGGUUUCUGAAACUGUUGAUCGGAGAGUUUUUCCAAUCACUUGGUGCGAAGUUCGAUCGCCAUGGCCGUCGACAUCCAAACCUUGGAAGACAGGAUUUUUGGGUGGUAAAGAAAGAGAUGAACAAUGGGAAACAAGCUUGUAUACGCACAGGCUGUUUGAUUAAAUUCUUUGACCAAAGUUUUGAUAGUUUCCCCAGUUGCUAAUUAAAUCACUGUUUGCCUUGUUUGUAUUUCUGUGUAUUUUUGACUCCAUUCUAAUUACCUAAUAUUGGUUUUGGUUCUAGGUAUAUUGAUUCUUGCAGGAGACAUGGCGUUUUGCCUAAUACUGCUAUUUUGUCAAGCUUUUUCAAGUAAAUGAGGACACUUGCAUCAAACUUUGGUCUCAACCAAUUUUUCACUGUUAUAUACAGCUGAGGUCAAAAAGUCCUGCCAAGAGCUGUGCAGCCUCGAGAUCAUACUUGAUGACCUUAAGGAUAUUGAUUUUGCUCCACUUCUUGAUGUAUGCAUGAACCUUGAUACUUCUGAAAUAGAAGCCGUUGAUGUACGUAGCGAAUCAUCAUGUGUAUUAAAUGGAGAAUAUGCAUUAUCAUUGAUGCGUGCUAUUAAUCAAAAGCUUCAAGUAGUUGAUCUACAGGAUCUGUCAUUUGGAAAAGACUUCCUACGGGAUAUCUCACGAAGAGGUUUGGCAUGCCAAGUUUUGACAUUGAAGUCUUCACGUUUCCAGAAGCUGAACUUGAUAGGGGAGUUCAUGCAUAUGCACACCCUUAAUCUUGAUUUUAGUUCUACCCUUAUGAGUUUCCAAGAGGACUGUUUUAAUUGCAUGCCCAAUCUAAUGUGCCUCUCAAUGUGUGACACACGGAUUACAAAUCUAUGGACAACUGUUGCUGCUCUCUCUAAGCUUCCUUCUUUGGUUGAACUAAGGUUUCAAUAUUGGCAGUAUUGUAAUGAUGCUGACCCUGAGACAUAUAAUAUCUCACCCUGUGGGAAAUCAGAUGGUAAUGCUGAUUUUAGUCUACUUAAUAGCGUUCCUUUUAUUGGUGAGUCCUCCACUGAUACAAGGGAACUGACAGAUCCCAACUUUAGUGUCGAAGAUCCACUGAGAAAUUUUUAUUCUUUCGAUGAAGAAGUUAGUAAUCACGAUGUUCAAAGCAUGGUUGAGGAUUCAUCAGAUGAUAGUGAAGUUGACUUUACUAGUCUUAAUCAUAGAUACUGGUUGUCAGAUGUUUUUCCUGGGUGGAAUUUCCAAGUGCCUCUUCAGAAUGAGUUAACAUUACAGAAUGAAGAGAUGAAAGAGUCAUUGCAAGGUACCUUUACUGGGCAUAUUGCUGAUAUUUCUAUGAAGUAUAUGUCUCGCCAUGCAUCACCGAUAUGCUAUGAGAAACAUUACAGAGAAUUCAUGAUAGCUUCAUUACCAAAUCUGAAAAUUUUAGAUAAUGUGCACAUCAGAAAGAUUGACAAGGAAAGAGCUACUGGAAUAUUUUCUCAAUACUUUGAAUAUCUUCCAUACAGAUGGAAGCACAAAGAGAGUGUUGUGAAUAUCUUACAGAAGCGAGAAAUAAAAUCAGGCCACAUUAAGGCGCGAUCUUCUAAGUGUAGGCCAUCAUAUCCUUCUGGAAAGUCCCAAUAUUUGUACACUAGGUCUCUUUCUGCUGCUAAAAUGGGGUCUUCAACUUGGCCUUUCUUGCAUCCCCUUUCUAUAUUAGGAUGUGAAUUGGAUAAGGGCUUUCGUCCAAGGCAGUUUGAGUACCAUCCAUCUGACUCCAGCUUGAUGGUUUUUGGAACCUUAGAUGGUGAAGUAGUUGUCAUUAACCAUGAGAAUGAACAUAUUGUGAGUUAUAUCCCAUCACUUGGAGCAAUGAAUAGUGUCUUGGGUCUCUGUUGGCUCAAGAAAUAUCCCUCUAAGCUUAUAGCAGGUUCAGACAAUGGUUCCUUGAAAUUGUAUGACAUCCGCCAUACACCAAAAAAAAUUACUGGCAUAUAUGGGAAUUCUAGUUGUGUUACCUUUGAUGAAUUUGACCAGUUGACAUCUGUUCAUGUUAACUCUACGGAUGAACUAUUUCUCGCAAGUGGUUACUCAAGAAAUGUUGCUUUGUAUGACAUCAACAGUGGAAAGCGCUUAGAAGUGUUCACAGAUAUGCAUCAUGGGCAUAUUAAUGUAGUCAAGUUUGCAAAUCAUUCCCCGUCAAUUUUUGCCACUUCAUCAUUUGAUCAGGAUGUCAAGAUGUGGGACUUGAGACAGAAACCCAUACACCCUUGCUUCACUGCUUCAAGCUCUAGAGGAAAUGUGAUGGUUUGCUUUUCUCCAGAUGACCAAUAUAUUCUUGCAUCAGCAGUUGAUAAUGAGGUUAAACAACUUCAGGCUGUCGACGGUAGGCUUCAUUUGGUUUUUGAUAUAGCUUCCACUGGAAGUUCUCAAAAUUACACCCGUUCUUAUUACUUGAAUGGGAGGGACUACAUUAUAAGUGGGAGUUGUGAUGAACACGUUGUCCGUGUUUGCUGUGCUCAAACAGGGAGGCGCCUGAGAGAUAUAUCCCUGGAGGGAAGAAGCUUAGGAAGUUCCAUGUUUGUUCAAUCUUUGAGGGGUGAUCCUUUCAGGGAUUUCAAUUUGAGUGUGUUAGCAGCUUACAUGCGGCCAGGAUCCAAGUCUGAAAUUGUCAAGGUCAACUUACUGGCAUCUGGUGGUCAUGCCAAGGAUGAUUCUGAUGACCAGCGCCUUUGUCCGUCCCCCAGUAUGGGUGCUUGAUGUACGAUUUGUAUGUAUUAUGUAGAGCUGAUUUUCAGUCGGUGUUUUAUAGAUAAAAAGUAUAAUUUUGGAUAAAAAGUAAUUAAGCUAAGCUUUGCUUAAUAUAAUGUAAAUCCAAUGAGUGUUAAUAAAAACCAUCUGUAAGGACACCAUAGUUGUAGCUAUCGCACACCUGUGUUUGUAAAAUCUACUUUGAAUGGUAAUAUGAUGAAGCUGAAUAUUCGCUCACGUGCUAGUUAAAAUUCCUUUUGAACCAGGGUCCCUGGGAUUUUUUUUUUUUUUAACAUGAAUAAUGGAGAUUAAUUGACCAUUUCUUCUCUUUUAACUCCUCAAGGAAAAAAAUUUAUUUUUUAAUUUUAUC